AGCGACGUGGGCCGCAUGGCGCAGCCCUCAAGCCCCGGCGGGGGGCCGCAGCUCGGCGCGACAGGGGACCCGCGCGACGCGCAGCUUGAAGAGAUCCUGCGGCUCUACAACCAGCUCAACGAGGAGCAGGCGUGGGCCGUGUGCUUCCAGUGCUGCGGCUCCCUGCGCGCCGGCCGCCGCCAGCCCCACCGCCGCGUGCGCUCGGCCGCGCAGAUCCGCGUCUGGAGGGACGGCGCCGUCACCCUGGCGCCCGCCGCGGACGAGGAGGGAGAGCCGCCCCCUGCCUCCGGUAAAUUGGGAUAUUCACAUUGUACAGAAACAGAGGUUAUCGAAUCCCUGGGAAUUAUUAUUUAUAAAGCACUGGACUAUGGCUUGAAGGAGAAUGAGGAGAGGGAGCUGAGCCCUCCUCUCGAGCAGCUCAUCGACCAAAUGGCCAAUACCGCGGAGGCGGAUGGAAGCAACGAUGAAGGGUACGGGGCAGCAGAUGAGGGCCCAGACGAGGAAGACGGAGAGAGGAGAAGCAGCGCGGCCAUUCGGUCCUAUCAAGAUGUCAUGAAGAUAUGUGCUGCUCAUCUCCCCACUGAGUCGGAGGCACCGAAUCAUUAUCAGGCAGUAUGUCGGGCACUGUUUGCAGAAACCAUGGAACUGCAUACGUUUCUGACCAAAAUUAAGAGUGCGAAGGAGAACCUUAAGAAGAUUCAAGAAAUGGAAAAGAGUGAUGACUGUAGCACAGAUCUGGAGGACCUGAAAAAUGCAGACUGGGCACGGUUCUGGGUACAGGUGAUGAGGGAUUUGCGCAAUGGGGUAAAACUUAAGAAAGUCCAACAGCGGCAGUACAACCCAUUGCCUAUUGAAUACCAGCUCACCCCGUAUGAGAUGCUCAUGGACGACAUUCGGUGCAAAAGAUACACCUUGAGAAAAGUAAUGGUAAAUGGUGACAUUCCCCCUCGGUUAAGAAAGAGUGCUCAUGAGAUCAUCCUUGACUUCAUCAGAUCAAGACCCCCUUUAAAUCCAGCUUCAGCCAGAAAACUGAAACCAACCCCACCACGGCCACGGAGCCUCCAUGAAAGAAUACUAGAAGAAAUUAAAGCAGAAAGAAAGCUUCGGCCUGUCUCACCAGAAGAAAUUAGACGGAGCAGACUAGAUGUUACUACACCAGAAUCUCCAAAGAAUGUGGGGAAAUCAUCUGUGGUGAAUGGAGACUUAACAUCUCAAACGAAAGAAAAUGGGCUGGGUGCUGCCCAGCUGGGGCCUGCACAGCCGAAGAGGCUCCUCAAAGCCCCGACGCUGGCUGAGCUGGACAGCUCUGACUCUGAGGAGGAAACUCUGCACAAGUCAACCAGCAGCAGCAGUGCAUCUCCCUCCCUCUAUGAGGACCCAGUACUGGAGGCCAUGUGCUCCAAGAAGAAGCCUCCAAAAUUCUUGCCCAUCUCAUCAACACCCCAGCCCGAGAGAAGGCAACCACCACAGAGGCGCCACUCCAUUGAGAAGGAAACUCCUACGAAUGUGAGGCAGUUUCUGCCCCCAUCCAGGCAGAGCUCACGUUCUCUUGUUCCUAGGAUAACCAGUGUAUGGCCAAGGACGCCUUUCCGACCACUUUUCUCUGCCAUACAAACAGCUUCUCUGCUGAGCUCUCAUCCUUUUGAAGCAGCCAUGUUUGGGGUAGCAGGGGCUAUGUAUUAUCUGUUUGAGAGAGCUUUUACCAGCAGGUGGAAACCCUCAAAGGAGGAAUUCUGCUACCCAGUGGAAUGCCUCGCUCUCACUGUGGAGGAAGUGAUGCACAUUCGUCAGGUCCUGGUGAAAGCGGAGCUGGAAAAGUACCAACAGUAUAAGGAUGUCUACACUGCCCUGAAAAAAGGAAAGCUCUGCUUCUGUUGCCGAACCCGGAGGUUUUCCUUCUUCACCUGGUCCUACACCUGUCAGUUCUGUAAGAGGCCCGUGUGCUCACAGUGUUGCAAAAAGAUGCGGCUGCCUUCCAAGCCAUACUCCACUUUACCUAUCUUCUCUUUGGGACCUUCUGCCUUGCAAAGAGGGGAAAGUUGUUCGAGGUCAGAAAAACCUUCUACUGGUCACCAUCGGCCGCUUCGAAGUAUUACCAGAUUCUCUUCAAAAUCAAAGUCUGUGGACAAAUCAGAUGAAGAACUCCAGUUUCCCAAAGAGUUCAUGGAAGAUUGGAGCACAAUGGAGGUGUGUGUAGACUGCAAAAAGUUCAUUUCAGAGAUCAUCAGCUCAAGCCGGCGCAGCCUGGUGUUGGCCAACAAAAGAGCCAGGUUGAAAAGGAAGACACAGUCUUUCUACAUGUCCUCAGCGGGCCCCUCGGAGUACUGCCCUUCAGAACGGACUAUCAACGAGAUCUGAGCCCUGUGCCUUCCCGUUCUUUGUGUCCAGAGGCGGGCAGUGCAGCAGGGCUGCAGGACUGACUCUUCCCAGGGGUUUACUUCCCAGGCUCCGUCGGCAGCAGGUCAGGCUUGGGCUGUACCAUGAGACACAGACUCAAGGCUGUAUUCCUAUCAGCUGAUGGUACGCGGCAGGUCAGCCACUUGUUCAUUUGCACUCAGAAAGCCUAAAACUUGAUUUUGUGUAUGUGAGUAGGGAAGCCAGAAACUUCCUUAGUUCGGUUCCUCAAUGUUCUUCGGAUAAUUUCCUGACUAAGGCAAAAAGCUUCUUGUGUGUGAAGUCAGUCUGCCGGAGUGUUGACGUUAGCACAGUUGUAAGCAGUAAGUCACACUGGCAUUCCACAUCACAGUGUUCCUAUCUCAUGCACAGACAGAGUGGCCCAAAGCCCUGCCACACACCGGCUCCCUGCGGGGGGGCAGGUUGGUUCAGUCUCACAGCACAAGUCUAGAAGGCCUUGAUGAUAAUUCUCUUUUGGGGCUCUGCUGCAUCCAGUGCAGAACAAUCACGUAAGCUGUACACCGCAUGGGUGGCCACUUCUCUGAGCUCAGGGUCUGCCCAGGCACAAGCCUCAGUGUUUCCUGAGCUGCUAACAGGCCUGUUGUGAAUGUAUUACGGUUUUGGAUAGUUUUAUAACACAUGUCUAAGAAUUAAGACUUUGUGGACGUUUGAGGAAAAAGGAAGACUACAGUUUUGUCAAGCAGCUGAGCAGGUGUGGUAACUGAUAGGCUAUAACAGCAGGGGUGCCAGCAGAAAGGAGCUGUGUCUCCUACCUUUUCACCUACAUUUUCCAUAACUUUAUAGUGUGGCCAUCGUGACUAAAUUAACCACAGUUUGGUACCUGAGUCUCAAACUGAAAUUUAUUUUUAUAAAUGAAUUUUAAAAGAAAAACCUUGGCUGUUUUAAAAUUUCAAGAAGAUUAAUCUGCUCCAUGCAUAAUCUUUUGAUGCUUUUUGCACUAGUUGUCUUGUAAAUGUCACUGAGUUUCUGAUGAAGGGUGACUGACAGGUAGUAUUGUGUGCCUGAAAUUCCUCAGCUCCUGUGACACAUACCAUGGCUGCCCCUCACUUCCACAAGCUUAGUUAGAAAUAACCAGUCAAUCAAAUCACCACUAAUGUUUGGAAAAUGACGUAAAGCACAUGCACAGUCUAACUCCUGAAAGCUAUAAAAACCCACCAUCGUAAUCACCACUGAUGACAGUUCUGUUUAAUAAAAGGCAUGACAGCUGCAUUUCAUACCAACAUCCAGACAGUAACAUUUCCCAUUAAAUUGACAGCAACACCUCAGAAAUGCUCCAACAGUCAUUUCUAAUGCACUGGAAUUUAUAGUUUAGUAAAUGGCUUUAAAUUCCUUAUACUGACGAAAUAAACCUUACCAGUUGACUGAUUUAAUGCAUGUUAGUAGUUCAUCUGUAUGCAUGUAGAAGUGGGCCGCCAGAAAACCCUCACAUUCCAGCUAUUUUUAAGACCAAGAGCUGUAAAAAUUGCAGUGUGUGAAUUCCGUUUCUACAGUUUUCCUGAAGACCACCAGAACUUUAGACUGCAGUUAGGUGGGACCACUGCUGCUAUGGCCCCAGGUCUGUAUUCUAGAAUGAUCUCCUGGAAGGAAGCAAGGAAGAAGGAGUAUACCUGUGUGGGUUUAUAAGCAUGCAUAUGGGGUAACAUGCUUCUGCAAAAUGGUGACUAGUUAGUGUCUGACUUCCCACGUGAGAUACGGAGCCCAGCUCCACAAGUGAAAAUUGUAUUCACAUUCACAACUCAGUGGCCCAGUCACUGUCACACAUUUGACCUUUGACCCCAUUCCUUCAGGCGCACAGCACUGUGCACAGUGUUUUGGACAUUACGGCCCCUUGUACCAGAAUAUCAGGAUAUAAAUUCUUCAGCACAUUAAUGGAUUUGCCAACUGUGUUAAGAGUUCAAGUAUAUGCCGUGCCCAGUAAACAACCUGCAGGGAAUAGUGGAAAAAAUGGCAGGUGGCAAGGUAGAAAUUACAGAAAUAAAAUUAACAUUGUUUGGGAGACACCAAAAAAAGAAAAUGUGCAUUUAACUGUGUCUUUUCUGUAAGACUGACUCUUCCCCUCAGCACUCAUACUAAGCUAGGGUUCCAUAGGCUAGGGCUUUGGCCAGAGAGCGGGUGCUGCCAGUGUGGCUUGCUUAAAGUCCUAGCUGACAACAGUUAGAGUUUCCUGCUCCUCCAGUAACCUUGUGCAGGGCCCCUUGUCCUGCUUCCCUGCUGUGUUGCUCUCUCCGUUCAACAGUUGUUUAUGGCUGACCCCAGAGUCCGAUGCCUCUCCUGGAUACAGCUGUACGUCGUUCCUGAGCCUCCAGGUGUGAGCACCAACCAGUGGUCCCAUGUCCCUGAGGUCGAGUAUGUCAAACUGCUGUACAUAUUGUAACAUACUCAUGAAUAUUUGAAAGGCAUUUUGUCAUUGGCAAUGGAAAUUAAUUCCCCCAAGAUAAGUAAAAAUUAAAUAAUUGAUUUGCACAUUGA
Molecule: messenger RNA, 4884 nt
Organism: Rattus rattus (black rat)
Lineage: Eukaryota; Metazoa; Chordata; Mammalia; Rodentia; Muridae
Gene: Spire1
Product: spire type actin nucleation factor 1
Biological process (GO): actin filament polymerization; intracellular transport; actin nucleation
Cellular component (GO): cytoplasmic vesicle membrane; cell cortex
Molecular function (GO): actin binding
Source: RefSeq, a predicted model, not a curated record